CCCCCCCCCCCCCCCCCCCCCCCCCUCCCCCAUUUAAGUAAAACAUAUCUGUUUUGAUCAUUUCGCUAUGUCCAAUCAACAACCAUCGCAGCUUAUUUCAUUGCAGCAAGAUGGUUUAUACCUUCUCGAUUUCAGCAAAACAAUAUCAUUGAAACUUAACUUGCCCUUUACAUUACCGCCCCCGACCGAACCUGUUUGUAUUCUUCAUUGCCGUGGAAUCAUGUGUCUCACACUUGAAGGCCACAAUGACCUAGCCAUCUGGAACCCGAGUUCCAAAAAAUUCAAGAGAAUAAUGAUGUUUAAUUCGCGUCAAACAACAAAUCCUUUGGGAUUCGGUUAUGACCGAUUCUCUGAUGAUUACAAGAUCGUGACUAUAAUCGAUCGCAAAACCUUUAUCUACACUUUCAAAGAAAAAUCUUGGAGAGAAAGCGUGCCGCGAGAUAUUUCUCUUGAUUGCAAAUUUAAAAACCGGACCGGCACGGUUGAGGACCAUUGUAUGUAUUGGAUAGCAGACCGGUCACACAUCAAGAACCCUUGUAAGGAAAACACCAUCCUAUGUUUUGAUUUUGUCAACGAAGAGUACAAAGAACUGAACCUUCCGAUAACUUGUAAGCAGAAAUUCAGUUCAUGGUUAGGGGUUUUAAGGGGAGAGUUAUACAUUAUCGAGCACUACCCAUGUAUAAAUAAUGACAUAUGUGUAUGGCGUCAAAAGAGUAGCGACAAGAAGAUUAAGAAAUGGCAAAGUGAACCAUGGAUCAAUAUGACCAAACAUCUUAAAGAAUUCAAAAACUUUGAAGUUGUGUUUGCGUGCAUAGCAAGAAACGAUGACGUCUUCAUAGUGGUUAAAGAUACAAGAAAUGGAGACGGUAAGGUUAUGGUGUACAAUAAGACCCGAGAGAAAUUCAUUGAAGUUCCAUUUGGUAGUUCGUUGAAAGGGUUUAGAUGUAUGAGUGAUUAUAUAUGUCAGUAAGGGACGUCUCAAAUUUAAAGAUCAUGUUUUAAGAAAAUAAUGCUAUUAAUCUAACUAAUAUUUCUGAUAAUUAAAAUAAAAUUGUUUAAUUAUAAAUUAUUGUAAAAGUAAGUUUAUAAUUAUAAAAUAUAUACUUAAAUAUAACCAUAAUUCUUCAGCCGGCUCAUGUAUCUGUGUCUAUGCGUCCAACCAUGUAUGAACUGUUUUAACAAUAUUAGUGAAAAAGGUAGAUGCUU
Molecule: messenger RNA, 1206 nt
Organism: Brassica rapa (field mustard)
Lineage: Eukaryota; Viridiplantae; Streptophyta; Magnoliopsida; Brassicales; Brassicaceae
Product: putative F-box protein At3g16210
Source: RefSeq, a predicted model, not a curated record